Molecule: messenger RNA, 1833 nt
Organism: Schistocerca nitens (vagrant locust)
Lineage: Eukaryota; Metazoa; Arthropoda; Insecta; Orthoptera; Acrididae
Exons: 2
Coding region: 1-1833 (610 amino acids)
Source: RefSeq, a predicted model, not a curated record
AUGGACGCUAGACGCGUAGAAAUUGUUUCCGCGGACGAGCUUAGUGAAAGUGACACAUUGCAAAACAUGUCCGACAGUCAAAUGAAUAUUGAACUUAAUAGGGAGGAUGUUCAAGACAUAAUUUUACCGGAUCGAUUAAGACAACAACCCCUAUAUUUAAACAGAUAUACAGGCGAAUGGAGAGUGAGUACUACGCGACAAAACGUGACAUUGACAACGUCAACUUCAGAACCAAACAUCAAUCAGGCACGAAAAAAUGACGAAACUAAGACACAGGACUCUGACAUGCUCAACCAGAUCCUGAAGUUACUUGGUGACCAAAACAAAAAAUUUGACACUUUAGACAAAAGAUUUUACACUAAAUUCGAUGAACUGACACGGGACAUAAAACAAAAUUUUGAAAAACAAUCGAGACAAAUUGCCGACUUGACAGAAACCACCAGUAGUCUUGGAAGGAAAUUUACUGAUUUAUCAGACAAGGUUACGAGACAAGAAAAGGUAUUUGUGGAAUUCAGUGACGAGACAAAAACUGACUUACAACGAUGUAAUGAGAAAUUGUUAACAGUAGUUUUUGAACAACAGAAAACCAGUACCCAAGUUGACGAAUUACGACAGUCACACAAUUCCGUAAAAACAAACCAAGAACACUUAGACCUGACGAUUACAGACCUUUCAGACAGAUUAAAUGAUGUAACAUUGGAGCAGAAAUCCUUACAGGAAAAGUUAGAAAAGCUUGAAGACAGAGCAGAUGUAGCAUCUUUAAAGAAUGACACAACUCUAGCAGAAAAACUUGUACAUGAAUGCAAAUUAUGUGAUGAUUAUUUAGAUGAGAAGUUUGAGACAAUGACACAGAUCAUUUUAGAUAAGACAAAGGAACAAGUAAAGGGAGAAACAGAUAAUAUUCAGAAAGAGGUACGUAAACUUAAAGAGAAUGUAAUACCAGGUUCGUCAGUGAUACCAAAACCCACAACAGACAACCAAAACAUAAAUGAGAAUCAUAAUAAUGCUAGACCCAGCACACAGCCGAAAAUAGAAAUACCAAUGAGUGACACAAAUCCCAAUGAACCAUUUUCAAUGCUACCACAAGAUCAAAAUUACUAUCAGACAUCACCACAUACUAUGCACAGAGUGUCCGAGGACAACAUAAAGAAUUUUUUCAGUUAUGUUGAUGAGAUAGAUGUUGUUUACAGAGAUGAGAUCAGGAAUUUCAAUCAAUUGUAUCCAAUCCAUCCAAGCAAUUCGCGUACGCACAACAGAAAUGACAGAGGCUAUUGGAAUCCGCCUCCGACACCACAACAAAACACUCAAAGAAACAAUUCGCACUACACUGGGACAAAUCCAUUCAAUAUUAGGAGAAACAACUCGCAGCAUUGGCAAGGAAACAGUAAUUAUUACUAUAAUGGUUAUCCGAACAGUAAUUACAAUCAGAACAAUAACAGUUAUAUUCAAAAUAACAACAGAAGAACGAACCGAAAUUAUAGAGAUCAAAGAAGAGACGAUAACAGGUACCAUCCAGGAUAUUUUCAGAGAAGCAACAUCCAACAACACCCAAACAUGUAUUGCAGGAAUAACAGUAAUGACAAUACCAGUUACAGUCAUGGGCGAAAUAAUGUAUGUGGAAAUCACAAUGGACAACCGCCACGACACAGGCAAUACAGCAACCCUCAAUUUGUACCUAACGGAACUCCCAAUGCGACGCGGGGUAAUGUCAACAACCAAACAGCUGAUACUUGGGUGACGCGCGACAGAAAUGUAAAUAUUAUUGAGUUGGGCAAUGAACCCAACCCGCAGCAACAACCGAAUUUGCCGGAAAACGAACGACGACCAAGCUAA